Ostrea edulis (European flat oyster) is the source of this 2428-nucleotide messenger RNA. RefSeq lists its product as uncharacterized. Bases 85 to 1878 code for a protein of 597 amino acids. The transcript has 12 exons. The record is from RefSeq and is a predicted model, not a curated record. Lineage: Eukaryota; Metazoa; Mollusca; Bivalvia; Ostreida; Ostreidae.
GUACGAGCUACCAUAUGUAUGGUAUGGGAUUUUUGUGUGUGGUGUACCUACUUUCGUUUUGUUUUCUGAUUGGAAACGACAGACAUGGCAGAUAAAGAUGGGCCUACAGGUAAAAAUGGUACUCCAACGUUGUCGAACACGAAGGACUACAUAAGUAAAGUUAUUCGAGAGUUUGAGAAAGACCCACUAUAUCCCGAGGCAUCAAAUGAAUAUGAGGACCUUCUGAUGGGCAAGGGGUACAGAUUUUCUCAACCAGUAACUCCAUUUAAAGAAGAGAGCGUGACUGCAGAACAGAGAGAAUAUAAGCCAAAUCUGGCCAAAAUUCUUCUGCUUGCAAAUAAACAGAAGAUUGUAAAUGCAGGGCUGGCAUGGAUGUCUUAUGUUGAUUUGAUUGGCAAACACAAACUAGCAGUAAGUCAACAGGAGCCAUACAAAGAUCCAUCCUCGGGAGGUGAGGGAGGACAAACGGGAAAUGAUUCAGUCAGGGGAUCUGAUGCUAUUGACCAAUCACAGACGACCGUAACAUCACAUCCUCAGCAGGGUGACAAGGAACAGGGGCCAGUCGAGCCAGGUCCCCAGGUGACAGUCAUCAAUGUACCCCCACAACAGACUGGACCAAUGGAGGGGGCAGAUAAACCGGACGGGAAGACACAGGAGGAGGUUCUCAAUUUGUUUGAUCUGUUGGAGAAAGAGACUAACAAAGAAACUGAUGAAUAUGAAGAGGCUCAUCAAGAUCUGGUCCACAUGUUUACCUGUCAGGCGGUGCUCAGAAGUUCAUUUCCACAAGCUAACAUCCUACCUCUUGUGACUGUAAACAUCAGUAAACCAGAGGAAGUACCAGAGUUAGUGAGAGAGAGGGCGCUGUAUCGGUACCUCGCGAACCUGAAGCCGGAGCUGUACAACAAAAGUUACACUGAUAUGUGGAGGGAGUAUGGCACAUUACUGAUGGCUGAAAACCUGCUGGACCUCGCCAAGAAAGCUAAUGGUCCAGACAGAAACAUUUAUGUCGUGAUUGAAAAGAAAAUGUUUUACACCAUGCAGACAGAACUUCAGAAGAAGACACAGGAAGUAGAAGAACUUUCUACCAGGUUGAGCAGAUUUGCCAGCCAACAGUUGACGGAGGGAAACCCUAACAUAGCUGAUCUUAGUGAUGUCCACCGCCCAACUAGACUAGGGGAAAUGUACAGUCAACUGUUUGAUGACGAGUGGUCCGAGGCGUUUGAAGCCCUGAAACCGUCCACAAAGGAAGACGAGGAUGAUAUCUACCCCAAUACACUGGCACUGCUUCAGAAGAUUGUACAGGAAGUUUUCACAUUCUGCCAGAAGAAGUCAACAGAACAGCUACAAAGACUGGAAAAUCACAUGAAAGAAGCCCUAAAACCAACACAAUCCUCUACAUCAAACUCCGAGGAGGAGAAGAUGGAGGUGGAUCAGAGCCCUGCAGGGGGUGGAGAAGGAAAGACAGAAGCUGGAGGAGAGAAGAUGGAGGGUGGAAAUUCUCUACUAGAUCAGGUGGUGGAGAGACAUGGCAAGGAAGUCAGAAAGGCAGCAUCUACUGAGACGGCCCGACAUCAGACUAAGUUGUUCAUUGAACAAAAGCUAAGGGAGCUUUUACCUGAUGAGAAACAUCACCAGGACGAGAGAGUUCGAAGCUACAUCAAUAAAUCCGUGGAACUGUGCUGGUUCAUGUGUAUGCAGGACCCUCCUAUGGAGCUAGUCUUCCCGCAGAAAGGUGACACGAUAGACAAAGCCUUGUUUUCUCACCACGGCAGGAAAGGAAAAGUUGCGGACACAUGUGUGUGGGCGGCCAUGCUUCUUCACAAAGAUGGACCACUGGUGUGUAAGGGUUACGUGCUCCCCGAGGAAAAGAAGAAGUGAACGAACAAAAUGAAACAGUAUUAUCAUAUAUGUGUUUUAGUUUAUACAUUAGGGCUAGAUCUCUGUUUCUUGACAGACAACUGAUUGAUUAUCAUCUGUAUUUACACUUAUACAUUUGCAGCCAUAUUAUUUAUGAAUUUUUUGUAUGUUAGCCAGAUAGUAGUGUUAUUUUCAUGCCCCCGUAAUCAGAGAUUCGGGGCAUAAUUUUCUCUUUACACAUGUAAGCUUCUUUGAAAUGCUGUUUUUUUAAUGAUUAAAUCAGUUCCUUUGAAUAAACAUAGUUGAACUUCAACACACUACAUACAUGUAUGUUAAGAGUGAAGCAUUUAUUUGUACCAUAUUUAAAAUGGAUCUAACUAAUCUUUUACAUACAAAUGUACCUUGUCAAUUCAGUGGAUUUUAUUACCAAGGAUAUUCCAAAAUGUAAAAAAAAAAAUUGAAGACAUUUCCUUGGAAAAUGGAAUAGAAAUUUUGAAGAAGAAAAAAUGUUUGAACAAAUUGGAAAUUGUAUUAAUAGCUGAAUUUAAAUAAAGUUUUCUCUCAUGUUUAA